GUUUGAAGACAUCUGACAAAUCGACAAACCACAUACCGAUCUCGAGCGAAUGCAUGUCCGGAUCCGCAAGGGAUUCAGUCGCGAUUCUUUGACAGGGCUCACAGUAUUUCUUCAUGCUUACCUCUACUGCUGUCGGCGACAUUGACAAUGACAUCACAUCCGGAAGUCCUGAGAUGAAGGUUGAGCCCGUCAUCGUUACUGUUCCUUGUGAUGAUGAGAUUAUUUGCUUGGAUUCUGACGAAGGACCAUCUCCUCCACCAAAAGAGGCCGCCAUCAACAGCCGUUCCACAGUAUCAAGGCUUUUACUACAGGUCAUUCGGCUACACCUCAGUGAGCGUUGCUCCUCGCCUGCAUGUAAAGAUAUAAGGUUCCAAGCUCAGUCCCUCAAAAAGAAGGUUGAAGAGAUGGAAUCAGUGGCUACAAAGCUUCGACGAACAUGCUCAGCGCAGCAGAAAGAAAUGACUAGGUUAUCCAGCGAACUGGCAAAGAGUAAUCGGAAACUUUUCGAGAUGGAAGGCGUCGUCACUCGUCAGAGCAAUCUUAUCCGGGUUUUGGAAGGUCAACUCAAUGCGAUUAUGAGCACUGAUCCGCGGCCAUCACCGUCUGGGCACCUCAAUUUACAAAAGCCUGGAGGUAGUUCGCCAUUGAAUGGACGGUCGCUGAAUGUUACGCGAAAGGAGUCGCCACUGGUUCAGAGAAAAACGCGGAGCGAUGCGAAUAUCUCACAUCUCAACGGUGCUAUUAGCCCGACGGUGAAUGGUGGCAGAUUUUAUAAGGAUGCAGGCACUCAUAAUAAUGUUGGGAAUCUUACGGGUAAGAAGGCAUCGAAACAACCUGCGAUUCUUUCGAGCACUUCUCCAACUCCUUCGUCUCAUUCAUUGAAUGUUUGCAAUCCAAGGAGCGGCAGGAUCUCGUUAGAAGUUCCCUUUGUGGCUGGGAACCUUCUGCAAGAUUUUUCCUCACCCAUCGGGACACCUGUAAUGGAUUACCCAGCGGAAUGCCAUCACUGCAAAGUCGGUGGUCCAAUCGCAUUGGCAUUAGUUAUAAAGACGGAGCCUUUGAAUUUUUUAUUGACUAAAAAAGUUCAAGGAGUUGUUAAGUAUACCGCACAUAACGGAUGCCGGCCAAAGAAUGUUAAAAUAUAUGCUUAUCUGGAAAGUGCUGUCAAAGUACGAAGAUGGGCAUCUAGUUUAGUGCACACGUUUGCGGAUGCAGAUAAAAUCAAAUUCGACAUAAUCCUCUCCAAAGAUCAGCAAGUCGCUCAGUAUGAUCGCAUAGUGGCGUUUGCCUUUGCUUCGACGGGAAUGGACAAGUUUGUCACCAGUCGGGUAGUUUUCAAUAUUGGGUAUCCUCCCAUCAUGAAUAAUAAUCGACCGGUUCAACCGCCAGCCUCUGCACAAAGUCCAUUUGUCAUUGAAGCUAUGGAUACGAAUGCCACACCGCCACCAGUAUCAAGGAAGUUCUCGUCAACUUGUGUGGAUGAUUCCAAUUUCGAAGUUUAUCGGCCGUAAAAGGAAAUCACACAUUCUGGUUAUCUGGUUGUCAUAGAAGUUAUCGCCACGGCCGCGCGAAAUCGCGCAUGUCCUUUGCUCUCCCAUACUGCGUGUUCUUUUGGCCAGGAUAAGUAUUCCUAUGAAAUGACACAGAUGCAGAUUCUAUGUUUCAAAUGUUCAAGGUUGAGCAUUUAGCUCUUUGAAUAGAUUCCCUCCCCCUUCCCUCUUAUAAAUUUAUCUGUCUCAUAGCAAUGGUACAGUGACGUAACUGA
This is a messenger RNA of Cylicocyclus nassatus, 1765 nucleotides long. NCBI's taxonomy places the organism in Eukaryota, Metazoa, Nematoda, Chromadorea, Rhabditida, Strongylidae. The record is from the annotation of a GenBank genome assembly.